GCGGCUGAUCGCCUACGAGAUGUUGGGUAAUCCACCGGCGGUGUUGCAUUAAUUAACCCCAACGUCCGAACUUGAUCAACGUCUGACCACUAAAAGAGGGAUUCAUUUCACAUCACCAUCAUGAGUGCUACAACCCAAUCCAGGCCCCGUAUCGUGGCCAUCUCGUUAAAAUAUGAGUCCUCUCUUGACGAGACAUACGCAAGCUUGUUCACUCAACUCCUUGAGAACGCAAGUGUCCAACGGGCCAAAAAGCCGGCCAGCGCCCUUGACCUCUUACAACAGCACCCGCCCCCCGCCGCCGUGCUCAUUACGGACCAAGGCCUCACCGAAGGGCAUCCCAACGUAUGGGAUGCCGUCAUCACUUAUGUUCGCCAGGGCGGAACCGCCAUCGCUAUGGGUCAUUUCAGCAGCUUUGUCAAGCCCGACAAUAUCCGGCCCUUCUUCACAAAAGCCGGCUUAGACUGGGACAGUGGUGUCUACCACCGAACCACCGUCACGCUCAACCCACAGGUAGCAGGCAGCGCUGCGGCAAGACUUCCGGCUCGGUACAGCCAGAAGGCCCUGUUUCUAAAGGGAGUGCAUCCGACUGCGGUCAUGUACGGACCUGACCAGACCUCCGUCACCGAAUCGCAUGUCUUCCCUUCUGAGAGAGUUAGAGAUUUGACGCAGGCUGCAAUCUCUUUUGCGCAAGUUGGCAAUGGCAAGAUUGGAUAUGUCGGAGAUGUGAACGUUGAAGAGGGAACGGACGCUGCUAUUUUGGCCAUGUGUGGUUUACUGGUCUAACUCAGCUGUAUAUCCUCUUGCACCGGUGGACAGUGUCACUGUGUGCGGCUGCCGCUCAGGCUCUGGCCGUGAUAGUAUCCUCAUCAGCCAUGCAUUCGCAGCCGAAGCCUCUGCGACGUCCUUGUGGCUUUGGCUGCACCGCUUCGGAUUUGUGCCCUGCUCGCAAUGGUGCGGGGCGCAGAAUAUUGGGAUCCCUGGUUUCAUUGUCCUCGACAUGCCUCACUUUCGAAGGGUCCACACACACAACUAAUUAACUAGUGACCCCUUGUGCAUCCCUCAAGGCAUCCCUCAAGGCAUCCCAAAGGCCAUACCUGAAAGGGAUCCCUGUACACCCCCGUAUGCACCCCUCAAAGACAUCCCCCAAAGGACAUCCCCCAAAGGACAUCCCUGAAAGGGAUCCCUGUACACCCCCGUAUGCACCCCUCAAAGACAUCCCCCAAAGGGCAUCCCCCAAAGGGCAUCCCCCAAAGGGCAUCCC
This is a messenger RNA of Colletotrichum godetiae, 1261 nucleotides long. RefSeq lists its product as uncharacterized. NCBI's taxonomy places the organism in Eukaryota, Fungi, Ascomycota, Sordariomycetes, Glomerellales, Glomerellaceae. The record is from RefSeq and is a predicted model, not a curated record. The transcript has a single exon. Bases 121 to 783 code for a protein of 220 amino acids.